Messenger RNA from Cannabis sativa, 1998 nucleotides. RefSeq names its product type I inositol polyphosphate 5-phosphatase 4. The coding region runs from base 408 to 1868 and encodes 486 amino acids. The transcript has 7 exons. Gene Ontology annotation, molecular function: phosphatidylinositol-3,4,5-trisphosphate 5-phosphatase activity; phosphatidylinositol-4,5-bisphosphate 5-phosphatase activity; inositol-polyphosphate 5-phosphatase activity. Lineage: Eukaryota; Viridiplantae; Streptophyta; Magnoliopsida; Rosales; Cannabaceae. Gene Ontology annotation, biological process: phosphatidylinositol dephosphorylation. The record is from RefSeq and is a predicted model, not a curated record.
UUCACGAAAUGUAAGAGCCGAGAGGGUUGAGGAAACUUCUCCUAUAUCCACCUUGACUUACACAACUCUCUCUUGGAAUUGUCGUUGUAAGAAAUAAUUACUUUCUGAACUCAAUGUCCUUUUCUCUCUUUUCUUCUUUAUAGAUAGAUAAAUGGCGAUGGAUACAAAGACCAUUUACAGCUUAUUAUUCUAUUUGUAUUUUGAGAGAAACUAAACUAAAAGCCAAUAUCAUAACAAAAAGGAUGUUCUCACCACGCACCAGCUUUCGUCUAAGCUAAGCUUACAAGGAAACUCGAACCACAUACCUAUAAUAAUCGUAUACAUGAAUUCCAUCAUUUUGUGACACAGUGGAAUGGACCGGAUCGCUCUCUCAAGCCAGCUAUAGCCAUAAAUUAAGAAACAGUAGGAUGCCCAAGUGGUUCAAGAGGAAGUCCAAGAGAGCUGUUGAUCUGUAUCAAACAAGUGAACUUUCAGAUGGGAAUGAAGAUGAAAGUGAUGAAUACCUCGAUGAGAUGCUCGUUGGGUCGAUGGAGUCGGAUCCAUGCACUUCAAAUACUAAUGAGUUGAGAAUUUUUGUGGGAACAUGGAACGUGGCUGGGAGGUCUCCCAUAGGGAGUUUGGCCGUAGAUUUGGAUGAGUGGCUGAAUCUAAAAGAUGCGGCUGACAUAUAUGUUCUCGGAUUUCAAGAGAUUGUACCUUUAAAGACCCGAACUGUGAUUGGAGCAGAAGAUCCAACAGAAGCAACAAAUUGGAACCGGCUCAUAGGGAAAACUCUCAAUGAUAAGCAUGGCUGCCCUUGGUUAACACCAAUGGUAACUCGAUUCUCAAGUGACAACUACAAUUAUGUACCAGCUUCUGAGGCAGAUAGGAGAGCAAGCUUUAGCGGUCAUACUGAGAUUCCAAUUCCAUGGAGAGAGCGAUCGAGAACUGUGCGUGAGAUGCCGAAGGUUGGGAGCAAGUACAAACUAAUGGCUAGUAAGAAGAUGGUUGGAGUUUUUAUAAGUGUGUGGAUGAAGGAUGAGUUGCUUAGGAAGUACUGCAUUUCCAAUGUUAAAGUUUGCUCUGUGGCUUGUGGUAUCAUGGGAUACUUGGGAAACAAAGGCUCGGUUUCAGUUAGCAUGGCCAUUGACGGAACUAGCUUCUGCUUUAUUGCUGCGCAUUUAGCCUCUGGUGAGAAAAAAGGCGAUGAAGGACGGAGGAAUCACCAAGUAUCGGAGAUUUUUAAGCGAACUGUUUUCCCUAGUUCCUCUAGAGACGACGAUAAUCCUCAUCCUCUUACCAUCUUAGGACAUGAUCGGAUAUUCUGGUUUGGGGAUCUCAACUAUAGGCUGUAUUUAGAAGACAAUCUUGCCAGGCAACUAAUAAAGAAGCAAGACUGGAGAGCAUUGCAAGAGUUUGAUCAACUUCGAAGGGAAAAGGAAUAUGACGGAGUAUUUCAGGGUUGGAAGGAGGGAGACAUAGAAUUCGCUCCUACCUAUAAGUAUUCUCAAGCAAACUGUAAUCGUUACUCGGGUGGUCUUCCAGGCAGAUCAGGAGAGAAGCAAAGGACACCAGCAUGGUGUGACAGGAUUCUAUGGUAUGGAAAAGGUGUGAAGCAACUCUCCUAUUUCCGCAGUGAAAGCAAGUUCUCUGAUCACCGGCCUGUCUCAGCCCUAUUCUCAACACAAAUUGAAGUGGUGAAACCUAACACUACAAGACUUGGUCUGCAAAGCAUUUUUUCCACAAUACUUUCCAGUGACCAAAUUGGAAAAAGCAGAGAUGGUGACCAAGCCAAGUCAACAUUGCUUUCUUUAAUGGUAAGAGACAUAGAAGCAUCGCCUAGACAUGCAAAAUUUGUAGAGAAAAUAACAGAAAGUGAAUGCAGCUGACCUAUAAAGAUUGCCUUGCAGCAGCUGCUAUUUUUUCUUUUUUUUUUUAUAUAUAUAUAUAUAGAUACUUUAUUUGUAAUCAUUUUUUAUCAUUAGAAAAAUGCAAAUCAGACACUCUACAUGGACUGAA